Wallemia ichthyophaga EXF-994 is the source of this 1245-nucleotide messenger RNA. RefSeq names its product Chorismate synthase. Gene Ontology annotation, cellular component: cytosol. The record is from RefSeq and is a predicted model, not a curated record. Lineage: Eukaryota; Fungi; Basidiomycota; Wallemiomycetes; Wallemiales; Wallemiaceae. Bases 1 to 1245 code for a protein of 414 amino acids. Gene Ontology annotation, biological process: aromatic amino acid biosynthetic process; chorismate biosynthetic process. Gene Ontology annotation, molecular function: chorismate synthase activity; FMN binding. The transcript is spliced from 2 exons.
AUGUCCACAUUCGGGAGCCUUUAUAAAGUUACAACCUACGGUGAAAGUCACUGCAAGUCCGUUGGGUGUAUAAUCGAUGGAAUUCCCCCUGGAUUGCCACUUGAGGAUGUUGAUAUUCAAGCGCAGCUGUCUAGACGCAGACCUGGCCAAUCAAACCUCACAACGCCUAGAAACGAAGCUGAUGCUGUUCAAUUGCAAUCUGGUAUUGAACAUGGCGUCACUCUAGGCACCCCAAUCGGUUUACUCGUUCAAAAUAAAGAUCAGCGCCCUCACGAUUACACUGAGACCGAUUUAUAUCCAAGACCUAGUCACGCGGAUUGGACUUAUCUUGGUAAAUAUGGGAUUAAAGCUAGCUCUGGUGGUGGCAGAUCCUCUGCUCGUGAAACUAUCGGUAGAGUCGCUGCAGGUGCUGUCGCUGAAAAAUACUUAAAAUUGGCACACAAUGUUGAAAUUGUAGCUUUCGUUAGCUCAGUUGGUAAAGAACACAUCCCUUUCAUUCCAACAGAUUCAGAUGAACCCAUCUCAAAAGAAUUCAGACACAUCUUGGAAAAUACCACUCGUGAAGAUGUUGACAAAGAUACUACUAGAUGCCCACACCCUGAAACAGCUAAAAGAAUGACUGAGCGUAUCAUCAAAGCAAAGGAAGCUAACGAUAGUAUUGGUGGUACUGUCACUUGUGUUAUCAGAAACUGUCCUGUCGGUUUGGGUGAACCUGUUUUCGAUAAGCUCGAAGCUAAGCUCGGACACGCUAUGCUCAGUAUACCUGCCACCAAGUCUUUUGAGAUUGGUUCCGGUUUUAGAGGCACUGAGGUUCCUGGUUCCGCACACAACGAUCCUUUUGUUAAAUCUAACAAGGGCUUGAACGGUCUUGGUACCGCCACUAACUGGUCUGGCGGUGUCCAAGGUGGAAUAUCCAACGGUGAAGACAUCUACUUCAAAAUGGGUUUCAAAUCACCAGCAACCAUUUCACAAGCCCAACAAACUGCAAAGUAUAACGGUGAGGCUGGUGUUUUAGAAGCUCGCGGUAGACAUGAUCCAUGUGUCGUCCCACGCGCUGUACCAAUCGUAGAAGCAAUGGCAUCUAUUGUCAUAAUGGAUCAAUUACUCAUUCAAAACUCGCGCAAAGCAACUGCUUCUCUCCUCCCACCAAUCUCCACACUCCCACCAACGAUGGUGUUGACUCAAGAUGCCAUGAAUACCAUCAAGAAGGAAGCCGACAACAACGCCAAGGAAGCAGGAAUGUAA